AUAGCCAAUUAAGUCCACCAUAUCGGUAUGCCGUUGUUAUGAACGCCAUGGUGUACCGGAUUACCAGGCUAAGUAAGACUUCGACGUAGAAUGAGUCUUUCCAUCUAGCAUGGACAUCACUAGAGGCAGUUUAGAUGAUAUCACCAGGCCAGCUAGAAGCUCUAGACACAGACCUGGUAGCAGAGUAUCACUCAGCAGCCCAGUUAGUAGGCCCCUCAGUGUCACCAGUAGCUCAUUGGAGAUAUUGCCUCCUGAUCCUGAUAUACUGCUGCAAGAAGACAAUGAUCUGGCUGUGGUUGAGUUUCUGGAGUCAGAAGACGAAGAAGUAGAAGAUGUAACAGAAGAAGAAGGCAUCAGUGAAAUCGGUAGAAGUAAUGGAGUGUUCAAUGCUCACAGGGUUCAGGAUAGGCUACACAAUCUAGACCUUCUCCUAGCCAAAGAUGAUGAAAGCAUGGGUGGUAGCAGUCCCGACACCGAUGGACCAAGCAGUUUAAGAGAGCUUACAUAUGAAGCUCAUCUCAACCACACUGAUGAGGGGAGGUAUGGGAGAAGUUCAUCAAGGACUUCAUCUAGGGGACAAGGAAGCGAGAACCAGGAUGGGAGGCAAGAGGUGGAGGAAGAGGAAGAUCCGGAUGCAGACUUGGCAACCAUCACGGAUCCUGAGCUGAGAAAGGCCAUCAAGAAGAUGCGAAAGCUAGAUCGUAUCUUGAACACGAGAGUGACGAGGGAGAAGGAGGUGAAACGCCAGAGGAAGAUACUCCAUCAUCAGCUGGAGGAAGAGCUGGAUGCCAUCAAAGAAGAGGGUGGUGGGAAGUCAAAAGAGGCAUCAGAGAACACGACUAGGUUCCUAGCGUUGGUACCUCCUGUCAGCCAUGAUGAAGGAGUAAACAUGGAAGACAUUCCUUCGACUCCUGUGUUUGCAACGCAGCCUCCAGAGGGCAGCAGCGCGUCUCAUAAAACUUCAUCAUCAAGUGAACAUUCUAGUCCUGCAAGGUCCAUAGGUCAGAGCAGGAGAGCUUCGAAGACAUCACCCAGGGAUCAUCUCAGAAAACCUAGACCACCUGGAGCAGGCAACCAGAGGAGGAAAGAAGAUGAACCAGAUUUCAUUCAAAGGAAUAUUCAGUUGGCUUCAGAUGCUGGUAAUCUGAUUGCAAUGACAGAUGAUGAAAAGAAAAGACUUGAAGAUUUGCUCUCAGAGGUUGAUGUGCUUGCAGGAGAGCCAGACGAGGGUUCUUCUGGGACCAAUCUUCAGUUGAAUCCCAUCAGUGGAUCAGGUUACAUACCUGAUGCAGACAGUCAGAUGCUUCUUAAAGAUAUUGAUGAGAAACUCAAGAACCUACUCCCAUCUGAUGAUUUCAUGGACAUCUGUAGUACCCCCUCUAUGCUUGGAGACAGACGAGAGUCAUUUAAUACUGUAGCAUUUGACCUGGGUGAACGUAUCCUCAAGGACACCAAGGUAGAGCAGAGUCAGCAGCAGAGACUCAAAGACAUUGAGCAGGAACUUACCAGUCUUCAAAAUCAGGUGGAAAACGAGAUAUCAUCACCAUCAUUAUCAAAGGCUCAGCUGAACUCCCUCCUGCAACGCUGCUCUGAUGCCAGCGAUAGGACCAUGACAGAAAUCACAUCACCCCGUCUCAAACAGACACCGUCAACACUACAGUCCAACCAGUCCUCUCCCAGACUAAACAGUCAGCAAUCAUCACCCAGACUGCAUGGUCAGGAGGGUAGUCAGGUGUCACUGGAUGCACCCCCUGCUGCGAAGCUCUCUGAUGGUGCCUUACAGCAGCUUCUCUCUGAGGCCAAAGCCAGCUUGGGGCUGCUGGCCCUAGAGAAUGCUGAUAGCAGUCGGGCCAGUAGCAGGACCACAAACACCUUGAUGACAGGGAGGGACUCGGAAUCACAACUUGAGUUCUCGUUAGGUGACUCACCGAGAUCUGAAAUGAGUAUGAAUACAUCAAGAAAUCUCGUCUCUCAUGAUGUCAUCCAAGAACUUCUGAAGAACCCACGUGCCACCUUGUUGCAAUCCAGCCGCCAGCAGUACACAGAGAACUAUGAAGAUAAUAACCAGGAUAGGGAACUUGAUGAUGAUGAACUUAAUGCUUCAUUGGAAAUAUAGAAGUCAACAUUAGACCCAUCUGGUCAAGUGGGAAACAGAAUGGAGAGGGUGUUUAAAAAAGACUUAUUCUUGUUACUGAAGAUAAAAUACUGACAUGGUUAAUCAUCCUCACAAAUCUACAGAAUAAUUGGAUGAUACUCAGAUAGCACUUACUAAGUAAAGCUUGAUGUAACUUGGCAGUAGGUUACACAGUUCUUUGAAGUGACUGUCACAAACUUAUUUACCCUGUGUAGGACUUUGCCUUAACUUUCUCAGCAAUGAUGUAUUUUCAUGAAG
This is a messenger RNA of Lytechinus variegatus (green sea urchin), 2392 nucleotides long. It is a transcript of the gene fsip1, whose product is annotated as fibrous sheath-interacting protein 1-like. The transcript has 10 exons. The record is from RefSeq and is a predicted model, not a curated record. Lineage: Eukaryota; Metazoa; Echinodermata; Echinoidea; Temnopleuroida; Toxopneustidae. Bases 110 to 2116 code for a protein of 668 amino acids.